GGGUUUUUCUCUUUUUCCAGAGGCCUGGAGAGUGCCAUGGACUGUGUGACAGAGGGUAACAGCCACGGCGUUCCUCAUCUGAGAGAAGAGCCCUUGGCCAAGAAGGUUAGGCUGGGAGCAGAGGAACGACUGCCCGCAUCCAGGGACGAAAAUAAGGCAGUCACAAGGUGGCAGGUGGAGAACACGCCGCUCUGCUUGGAAACGGGCAGCACCUCAGCGGAGGAAAGGAAGAGGAGGAGGAAGAAGGUCUCUGGUGCAAAAGCGGAGACGGAGGAGGGGGGAGAGAGUCCAGGAAGCCCCAGCAAAGCGAGGGCUCCGGAGCAGGAGAACUUGAACGGAGCAAAGGGAGUGGAGGAAAAAGUGGAGAGGGACGAGGAGGAAGGAGAGGGUGCAGAAGAAAGGGAGAAGAGCGAGGUGAAGACCGAGCAAGAGUCGGAUAGAGAGAUUGAGGUGCAAAAAGAGGGUGUCGGGAAGGCCAGGAGGAAGAAGGUCCAGGGGGAAGAGGCCUUGGAGGACGGCAUGAGAGGAAAGACGGCCAAUAAAGGCCGGAAAAAAGGAGCCACCUCCAAACCUGGGAGUUUGGGAGGCUCCAGGAAGAGGAAAGCAAAGGAGGAGGAUGGAGGCGCGAGGAAGAAAAGGAAGAAGGAGGAUGAAUGUGGGAAAGAGGACAAGUGGAAGUGGUGGGAAGAGGAGCAGCAUGCGAAUGGCGUGAAGUGGCAGCAGCUGGAGCACAGGGGACCGUACUUUGCGCCACCCUACGAACGGCUGCCGCGGGGAGUCAGCUUCUAUUACAACGGCAAGCCUAUGAAACUCAGCCCGGCGACGGAGGAGAUAGCCACGUUCUAUGCGAAGAUGCUCGAUCACGACUAUACGAGAAAGGCGAUUUUCAAGAAGAAUUUUUUCUGUGACUGGACAGAGCAGAUGACGUCGGAGGAGAGGAAGAAGAUCAAGCAGCUGGACAAAUGCGACUUCAGAGAGAUUCACGAUUAUUUCAUGGAGAGACAGGAGGCUCAGAAAGCUCUGCCAAAGGAGGAAAAACAGAAAUUGAAAAAGGAAGCGGAAAGAAUACAAGAGGAAUACGGUUACUGCACGAUUGACGGGCACCGGGAGAAGAUUGGCAACUUCAAGACGGAGCCGCCGGGUCUUUUCCGAGGCCGUGGGGACCACCCGAAGAUGGGGAGAGUCAAGAAGAGGAUAAUGCCCGAAGAUGUCAUCAUAAACUGUAGCAAGGGUUCCAAGAUCCCGAAACCCCCUCCUGGGCACAAGUGGAAGGAAGUUCGGUGUGACAACAGUGUGACCUGGCUGGCGUCGUGGACGGAGAACAUUAAUGGGGCCAUAAAGUACAUUAUGUUGAACCCCAGUUCUAAGCUGAAGGGGGAGAAGGACUGGCAGAAAUACGAAAUUGCUCGCUGCUUGAAAGGGGUGGUGGGCAAGAUUCGUGCUCAGUACCGGGCGGACUGGAAAUCGAAGGAGAUGAAGAAGCGGCAGAGGUCCGUGGCCCUUUAUUUCAUUGACAAGCUGGCCCUGAGAGCGGGGAAUGAAAAGGAGGAAGGGGAGACGGCGGAUACGGUCGGCUGCUGCUCCCUCCGCGUUGAGCACCUGAGGCUGCACCCUCGGAUGGACGGGAAGGAGAACGUGGUGGAGUUUGACUUCCUGGGCAAGGACUGCAUUCGCUACUACAAUCUGGUGCCUGUGGAGAAGCAGGUGUUCAAGAAUUUGCAGCUGUUCAUGGAGAACAAAGGACCUGGGGACGAUCUUUUCGACAGGCUGUCUACCUCAACCCUGAACAAACAUCUCCAGGACCUGAUGGAAGGUUUGACAGCCAAGGUCUUCAGGACCUACAACGCCUCCAUCACUCUGCAGGAGCAGCUGGAUGCCCUGACAAAUGAGGACGACAACGUGUCUGCCAAGCUCCUCUCCUACAACCGAGCAAACCGCGCAGUUGCCAUCCUUUGCAACCACCAGCGGGCAACUCCAAAAACCUUCGAGAAGUCCAUGCAAAACCUCCAGGCUAAGAUCAACGUCAAAAGGGACCAGUUGUGCGAUGCAAAGCUGGAGCUCAAGAAGGCGAAGGCAGAUUGCAGAACUAAAAGGGAUGUGAAAUCUAAAGCCGCUUUAGAAAAGAAGCAGAAGCACGUAGAGAAGUUGGAAGAGCAGCUGGAGAAGCUGGUCCUGCAAGCCACGGACAAAGAGGAGAACAAGCAGAUCGCUCUGGGCACCUCCAAGCUGAAUUACCUGGACCCGCGCAUCAGUGUGGCCUGGUGUAAAAGGUUUUGCGUUCCCAUUGAGAAGAUUUUUAACAAGACCCAGAGGGAAAAGUUUGCGUGGGCGAUAGAUAUGGCAGACGAAGAUUUUGUAUUCUGAGGAGAUCCCAGCUACCUCAUUUUCGUGCCUUCGUUGUGACCCGAUUCAUUUCUUUUGCAAGCAAAAAAUACAUCUCUAAAGGAA
Podarcis raffonei (Aeolian wall lizard) is the source of this 2448-nucleotide messenger RNA. It is a transcript of the gene TOP1MT, whose product is annotated as DNA topoisomerase I mitochondrial. The transcript is spliced from 16 exons. Lineage: Eukaryota; Metazoa; Chordata; Lepidosauria; Squamata; Lacertidae. The coding region runs from base 37 to 2364 and encodes 775 amino acids. Gene Ontology annotation, cellular component: chromosome; mitochondrial nucleoid. The record is from RefSeq and is a predicted model, not a curated record. Gene Ontology annotation, molecular function: DNA topoisomerase type I (single strand cut, ATP-independent) activity; DNA binding. Gene Ontology annotation, biological process: DNA replication; DNA topological change.